Messenger RNA from Cucurbita pepo subsp. pepo (vegetable marrow), 930 nucleotides. RefSeq lists its product as uncharacterized. Lineage: Eukaryota; Viridiplantae; Streptophyta; Magnoliopsida; Cucurbitales; Cucurbitaceae. The record is from RefSeq and is a predicted model, not a curated record.
CAUUUUUUGUUCUGUUACCAAAUCGGAGGGAUAGGGAGAAGAGGGAGUGCGGGAGUUGAUUCAGAGGGCCCUUUCUCCAUUCUUUUUCCCAUACUUGGCUUGGCCUCUCGGAUCAAAUCUGGUCUGAAAUCGCCACGGUGUUUACGAUAUGUUGAAUUAAGGAUUGAUGUUGUGGUCUCCGGGGUUGGGAUAAUGUCAAUUAUUGUGCUCGCCAUCUGUAGAACAAUCUGGCGGAUUCCUGUGUUUGACAGUUUUGUAUUUUGUGUUGGGAUGUCCAGAAAUUUUGGGGCAACACCGAAUAAUGGAGUUAAAUGGGAAAUCCAUGGUGUCAGAGGCUGCAAAUGUUAUUUAUCUUUCAACUAUUGUGGGUGGAGAUGGGGAAGUAGUUGGUCACAAAUGUGAUUGGAAAUGUGAGAAUGAGCAUGUGUGUGGUAAUAUGUAUCGCUGCAAACUGACAGGAGUGACUCACAUUUGUGACAAAAACUGUGACCAACGAAUUGUGUAUGAUAACCAUACCUCACUCUGCCGUGCAAGUGGGCAGGUUUUCCCGCUUACACUCACAGAGGAACAAGCAAUCAGAGGCAUUCGCAGGAAGCUUGAUGCUGACAAUUCCUCCGUUGAUGACUUUGGUUUCAAGCGUAGGCGGGAUGCCCAGUUUCAUCCUUCUCCUUUUGAGAGAUCUUUCUCUGCUGCCCUCCCAUUUUGUAGUCGAGUUGGAGACGGCAUGGAUAUGAACUAGAUUUACAUUUGAAUAAUUUCCUUGCUGUUUGUAGGAACACUUAUAUGUUUCUAAUCUUGUUUAAUGCACUAUGUAGCUGACAUUAGAUUGACUGUAACAGAUGGGAUGGAGAUCUUUACAUUUCUAUUUACUACUUCCUUACCCUGCAUCUCUUUCUACAAAGUUGAUAUGCAGCCAGGUUUUUGUUUGCA